This is a messenger RNA of Bacillus rossius redtenbacheri, 2698 nucleotides long. RefSeq names its product lysosomal acid glucosylceramidase-like. Gene Ontology annotation, biological process: glucosylceramide catabolic process. The record is from RefSeq and is a predicted model, not a curated record. Bases 35 to 1654 code for a protein of 539 amino acids. Gene Ontology annotation, molecular function: glucosylceramidase activity. The transcript is spliced from 9 exons. Lineage: Eukaryota; Metazoa; Arthropoda; Insecta; Phasmatodea; Bacillidae.
UGGAUUUCUCCCUGUGUCUUGAGAACACUUCGCGAUGUCCAAACUACCUACGCUUUUUAUCAGUUGCCUCCUUAUCUGGGCGGCGAGCGGGAAGUCGCCCUGCGCGCCGCGCUCGUUCGGCCAGGACAGCGUGGUGUGCGUGUGCAACGCCACCUACUGCGACCACCACGAGCCCGUCAAGGCAGACGAGCUGGCGGGGGAGCUGGCGCUCCACUACGUGUCCAGCUUGGCCGGCAAGAGGCUCGAAUCCAUGAAGAUGAAGUUCUCCAAUGCGUCCGCGAGUGCCUCCGCGGCGGUGACCUUCACGGUGGACAGGAGCACCAAGUACCAGGAGAUCAAGGGCUUCGGUGGUGCCGCCACUGACUCAGCGUCCAUUAACAUCGAGUCGCUGAGUCACGACGCCAAAGAACGGCUGCUGCAGCAGUACUUCGGCAAGCACGGCAUCGACUACUCGUUCCUGCGGGUGCCCGUCGGGGGGUGCGACUUCUCCCCCCGCCGCUACACCUACGACGACGACCACGCGGGGGACACGGCCCUCACGCACUUCAAGCUGGCCGAGGAGGACCUGACCUACAAGAUCCCGGUCAUCAAGCGAGCAGUCCACCUCAGGCAGGAGGCGACCCAGGGCACCACGGAGGACCCAACCCUCAAGCUGUUCUCGGCCCCUUGGUCGGCCCCCGACUGGAUGAAGCACAUCGACAACAAGACGGACGCCAGCUACCUGCUGCCCAAGUACUGGGGCGUCUGGGCCCAGUACUACCUCAAGUUCUUCGAGCUGUACAAGAAGCACGGCGUGGACUUCUGGGGCUACACGCCGCACAACGAGCCCACGCACGGCCUCACGGACGGCGGCUUCAACAGCAUGGGCUGGCAGGCGGCCGACCUGCGCGAGUGGACCGCGGGCCACCUGGUGCCCGCGCUCAAGGCCGGCGGCUUCGGCAACCUGUCGCUCAUGGUGCUGGACGACCAGCGCACCUUCGCCGUCGACUGGGGCAAAGUGUUCCUGGGGAACGCCACGAUGAACAAGCUGGCCUCGGGAAUGGCCGUGCACUGGUACGCCGACACGGACGCAAACGCCAAGAACCUGGACGCCGUCCACCAGGCCUACUCCGACAAGUUCAUCCUCUACACCGAAGCGUGCAUCUUCCAUAGAGGAUCCAGUAUGGUUCUUCUUGGAUCGUGGGAACGGGCAGAGAGAUACGCCAAAAGCAUUUUGCAGGUGAUAAACCACUGGUCCAGCGGCUGGGUGGAGUGGAACCUGGCUCUCAGCAUGACGGGCGGGCCCAGCUGGUACGGCAACUCGGCGGACUCCCCCAUCAUCGUCAACGCCACCGCGGGAGAGUUCUACAAGCAGCCCAUGUUCUACGCCAUCGGCCACUUCUCGGCCUUCGUGCCGCCAGGCUCGCGCCGCGUGUCCCUCGCGGCCAGCGCUGACAAGGACGUGCAGAGCGCGGCCUUCCUCAGGCCCGAUGGCGCCGUCGUCGUCGUCUUCCUCAACACGUACGUCUCCGCGCCCUCAUCUUCCCCCGACGAUCCGGAUCGGUUCCAAUUAUCUGAGCGGGAGGGGCACGGGAUAAAACACCUGCUGAAUUUUAACGCUUGGGUUCACCCUAAAACACGAAAAUUAACAAGUAAAUUGGCUUCUGGGUUGUAGCCGUGUCCUUGGCGGAAUAUCUCAUCGACGUUUCGGUCGACGUUGCAGUCGCCAUCAUCAGGGAGCAGUCACCUACUGAGGCAGGCAGUAGGUAACUGCUACCUGAUGAUGGCGACUGCGAUGCCGACCGCAAACGUCGGUGGAAUUAUUCCGCCGAGGACGCGGCUACAACCCCAGAAGCCAAGCUACUUCAUACAAUGGCCGUGAAAGCCUGCGAACAUUAUUAAGAAACUCAGUAGGUAACUGCUCCCUGAUGAUGGCGACUGCGAUGUCGUCCGAAACUACGGUGAAUUAUUAUUCCGCCUAGGACGCGGCUACAACCCCAGAAGCCAAGCUACUUCGGACAAUGGCCCGCGAAAGCUUGCGAACAUUACAAGUACGUAUAUUGUUAACAUAAUCCCUAGCAAAUCCCUUACAAGUGAUGCGAUACGCACAGAUCAUUCUCGCAGUUAUGGUCUCACAGUAAUGUUCACAAUCAUUAAACAUUUUUAAUGUGGGUUUCAAACAAUUGUACAGUAAUAUUUGCCCGCGGGCCUUAGUUUAUUACGGUGGCAACAUUAGCAAAUUAUUUGUUCAAAAAAAAUGUUUACCAUGGCCUCCUGUUUUCAGGGAUGAUUUCAACGAUUGUAAUCGGUUUUGGACUUAUUUCACCAGUUUGCCUUAAAAGUCCUUCUGAAAUAGAAUGGCUUAGACAGACAAUUUUAUUUGACCAUAGUUUCGUUGACAAACCACUAUUUAUUUAGACCUUAAAUAUAGCCAAAUUUGGAGGCAUAUUUCCUAUAAAUCUUGGGGAAAUAAUAUUUUCCCAGCCAUGAAGUAAAAAUGAAGAAGACAUAAUUCAAAACAAUCAAAAAUGAUUGACUGACAAAGGUUACCACAGGAUACAAUCAGAAAUGGGCCCUGUUCUCAUUGGUCACCUGGACAACCAAUCACAGACUUUAAUCCUGAGGCCUUUGUUCACUCCGCAGCCCCAGGGCAGCUAUCCAAUGAGCAAACGGCACGAUUUAAUCAUAUUAAAAUAAAAAAAAGAGUGCAUUUAACUAA